Molecule: messenger RNA, 1428 nt
Organism: Aspergillus bombycis
Lineage: Eukaryota; Fungi; Ascomycota; Eurotiomycetes; Eurotiales; Aspergillaceae
Product: cytochrome P450
Exons: 5
Coding region: 1-1428 (475 amino acids)
Molecular function (GO): monooxygenase activity; heme binding; oxidoreductase activity, acting on paired donors, with incorporation or reduction of molecular oxygen
Source: RefSeq, a predicted model, not a curated record
AUGUGGUAUGAAUUCUACUACGAUUCAUUCCUAGAAGGUCAAUACACUUUUCGGAUCGCCGAGAUGCAUCGCAAAUAUGGCCCAAUCGUGCGAAUCAGCCCAUACGAGCUACACAUUGACGAUGCUGAGUAUUAUGAAGCGCUGUACUCUCGAGAUGCCCCACGAGAUAAGUCCUUACAUCUAACUGGGAUGUUUGGAGCACCAGCUUCCGCAUUUGGUACAGUGGACUACCGGCGCCAUCGGAUACGGCGUCAACCGAUGAAUCCUUUCUUCUCCCAACAGCGAAUCCGACAACUCGAGCCAAUGCUCCGGGGCAUGGUUGACAAACUGUGCGAUGGAUUGCGCGCCUGGAAGGAUAGACAUGCUCCACUACAUAUGUAUCAUCCGUUUAAUGCUUUCACCACAGACGUGGUCGUGGAAUACACCAUAGGUGACUCCUUUCACUAUCUUGAUGACCCUGACUUCAGCCCACAAUGGUCAAAAACAAUGCAGGCCAUUGUGCAUGCUGGUAUCCAAUUCAAACAAUUCCGCUGGUUCAUUAGUCUCUUUGAGCUACUCCCACGAUGGCUCGUCAUGAGUGUUAAUCCUGACAUCGGACCAGUCAUCGACCAGAAAAAUGAAAGUAUGCGCCUGGCUAACUUGGUCAUUGAUAGCCAACACUCGGAUAGAAUUUCCAUUGGGAACAGAACAAACGUGCCCAAAGGCACCUUAUUCCAUGCUCUUCUAGAAAGCACGCUACCACCGGAAGAAAAGACAGCUGAUCGCUUAAGCCAAGAGGUUUUCACUGUCAUUGCGGCUGGUGGAGAAACGACUGCCAGAAAUUUAGCCACAAUCACUUUCUACCUCCUAAAUAACCCUGAAAAGCUUGAGAAACUACGCGAGGAGCUGAAUCGGCUAGAUCCUGAUGGGACGGCGUCCUUAGUGGAAUAUGAGGCAAUGCCCUACCUGACUUCCGUUAUGUUGGAGGGUCUAAGAAUCACCAACGCUGUUGCAACGCGACUUCAACGCAGCUCACCAGAUCAGCCUAUGAGGUACAAAGACUGGAUCAUCCCUCCUGGGGUGCCGGUUGGUAUGACGAGCUUGUUCAUACACCAUAACGAAAAUAUCUUUCCCAAUUCGCAAAGUUUUAUCCCGGAACGAUGGAUGGAUCCAAUGCAAAGGAAACGCCUCGAAAAGUACCUGGUUGCUUUCAGCAAAGGGUCGAGGCAGUGUAUCGGCAUCCCCCUUGCGAAGGCUGAAAUACUUUUGGUAGUCGCCAGAAUUUUCAGAGAAUUCGAUCUGGAGCUGUACAAAACCACAAUUGAUGAUGUCCACAUUGUGCGUGAUAUGUUCAAUGGCCAUCCGAGAAAAGAAAGCCAAGGCGUCCGCGUCAUGGUGAAAGAGUGGAAUGGACCCCUGGGAUCGAGUGAAAUAUCUCGAGAGCAAUAA